ACCCACACAACCCCUUUCAAGUGUGAACCAUUGUGUGGGAUGGUUUAUUUUAGUACAUUCCUCUGUCCUGUCUUCCAACAUUUAGAUAUGGCACCCACACAUGCAUUCAUGCACUGUAUAAAAGCACCAGACCUAGACAGAGGGUAUGCAACAGACCUUUAUUGCUCUAUCGUCUUUGGCUCAAUGAUGCAGUGCUACAUUGCUGGUUCCAUUAUUGGCCUCAUUCUUUUGACAAGUGGGAUUAAAGCUCAAUUUGAUUCGGGAGCAGGGGAUAUUUUUAGUUUGCAAGUUACUCAGGAUGUGUGCCUUGAAAGGGGAUCUAGGAACUACAAUUACCUUCAGUACCUUAUUGUUGGUACUCACCCUUACUAUCCUCUUAAACGAUCUCUGUUACAGUUUGAAGAUCUUCCGUCCAAUUGUACACACGUUCACUGGGCCAAAAUGUAUGUGUAUUUCGCAUAUGCACACAAACCAAGCUUUCUGUCGGUGACACAAGUACCAUACAUUUCUCGACCACUGCAAGUACAUCAGGUAUUGUAAAAACCUACGCUUUACAAAAUACAUUGAGCUUCUGUUAAUGCAGGUGAGGCAGAACUGGUCUGAAUCUGAAGCUACCUCAACCUUUCGUGUCUCUGGUCAGCGAUGGAAUCAGCCAUGGCUCGCUCUGGAUGGUAGUGAUGCUGAUCCCAAUGGCCUUCUGUGUUAUCCUGUUACUAUCUACACCAGCAGGCCUGCAGGUUUCGUUGAAUUUGACAUCACUGAAGCAUUGCGCAACUGGCAAAGUGGAGAUCCCAACUAUGGUGUUCUACUACUGGCAACAAACGAGAAUACCCUUGGAAGAGGCAUCAGAUUCUAUAGUAAUGCUAGUGGGAACUCACGACAGCAUGCAUUUGUCCAUGUGCUCUGUGACUAGAGAGCAGCCUGUUUGCUAUAUAAUUAUGAACACGAUUAUCUUUGGUGUAUAGGUAUAUACUAUUGAUUAUGUUGGCAGCAUAAAAAU
This is a messenger RNA of Geodia barretti, 1000 nucleotides long. Lineage: Eukaryota; Metazoa; Porifera; Demospongiae; Tetractinellida; Geodiidae. The record is from the annotation of a GenBank genome assembly.